AUGCCUUGUGCAGGCAGGCGGUGCUGCUGCCUCUGCUGCUCCCCGGGCUGCCCCAGCUACUGUGCAUGGGCUGCCUCCUCCUCCUCCUCCUCCUCCUCCUCCUCCUCCUCUGAUACAUGGCUGGCUGGCUGUACUUGUUACAGUGUCAUAUCCUCCCUACCAGCUGCAACACCAACUUCCCCCCCAGCUAGUCUCCUCCUGUCCAGGGCUACUGCCAAGUGAUGGGAUAGAGCAAAGCCACUCCAGUACCUGGGCGCCUACUCAUUGCAGCCUGUCUCCUCUUUUUUAUUAUUAUUCUUAAUAUUCAUUCUUUUUUUUCCCCCCUUCCCCUCUUUCCCCUCCCUCCCCCCCCUUUUUUUUUUUUUUAUUUUAUUCCUCCUCCUUCCUUCCUCCCUCUCCCCUUCCCCUUGUCUCAGAGCCUGGAUUAUUGAGUCCUUCGGGAAAAGGAUAUAUGUUGGGGAAAGGAGGAAAGCGGAAGUUUGACGAGCAUGAAGAUGGGCUGGAAGGCAAAGUGGUGUCUCCUACUGACGGUCCAUCUAAGGUGUCUUACACCUUACAGCGCCAGACUAUCUUCAACAUUUCCCUUAUGAAACUUUAUAACCACAGGCCAUUAACAGAGCCAAGCUUGCAAAAGACUGUUUUAAUUAACAACAUGUUGAGACGAAUCCAGGAGGAACUCAAACAAGAAGGCAGCUUGAGGCCUGUGUUCAUCACCACUUCUCAGCCUACUGACCCUCUCGGUGACAACUUCAGAGAGGCCCAGCCCGCGUUCAGCCACCUUGCCUCUCCAUCAGUUCACCCCACUGACUUUGUAAGCACUACACCAUUGGAGUCUUGCCUCACCCCAGCCUCUUUGCUUGAGGACGACACUUUUUGCACUUCCCAGACUGUCCAACAUGAUGGUCCUACAAAACUACCACCUCCAGCUAUCCAACCUGUAAAGGACAGUUUCUCCUCAGCCUUGGACGAAAUUGAGGAGCUCUGUCCAACACCUACCUCUACUGAGGCAGUCGUAGUAGCAGCAGAAGCAGCAGCAGCAGCAGAGGACUCUAAAGAUAACUCCUGCGAGUCUAACAUUCAAAAACCUGAGGGAGUCCAGGAGAGCAGAACAAAUGAAUCAAAACUAAUGGACUCCCUACCUGGCAAUUUUGAGAUAACAACUUCCACAGGUUUCCUCACAGACUUGACCUUGGAUGAUAUUCUGUUUGCUGACAUUGAUACUUCUAUGUAUGAUUUUGACCCUUGCACGUCUGCUACAGGGACUGCCUCAAAAAUGGCUCCCGUCUCAGCAGAUGAUCUCCUAAAAACUCUAGCCCCUUAUAGCAGUCAACCAGUAACCCCAAAUCAGCCUUUCAAAAUGGACCUCACAGAACUGGAUCACAUAAUGGAGGUGCUUGUUGGGUCUUAAAACAGAGUGACUUUCUGUACCAGUAUAUUCACUUGGUAGUAUUUUCACAGUCCCUGCCCACCCACUGACCUACCCUGCUGCCCCUGAUUCACAGCACUGUGCAUGCGUCCUUGCUUGCCUUUUUUUAAAAGAAAAAAAUCACACUAGAUUUUGCUUCAAGCAGAGUUGGAGUGCCUUCAUCCACGUAUGACCACUUUUAAUGUAUUUUUUUUUUAAGUGGUUCCUCAAGGAAGACCGAAUACCCUGGUGUAGGAAAGAAUACGUAUUGUAGACAAUAUUACUAUGUUAUUACAACAAAAAAAUUAAAUUGUAAAAGCUAAGCACAAGGAUUAUGUUGGGAAAAGCUGUAAAUUGCAUGUGCAUAUUUGUCUAUUUUUUCUAUAAGUUUUAUUGCAAGAGGUAAAAAUUUUAUUAUUUAGAUAAUCUCAGUACCAUUUUAGCCCUGUAUAGGUUGAUUUAGCAAUUCAGCCUUUUGGAGGCAUUAACUAUUCCUCUUUAAGUGUUGCAUUUACAUGGCUGUUUAGAAACUGCUGCCCAAAUUUAUUUUAUAUUUUUGUACAGAUUCUGCAGUUUAUGAUAUUGUUUUUUCUAAAAACAAAUGCUGUUUAUACACACAAAAAAUAGCUAUUUUGAUAGGAUUUGCUCACAUAGUUCCUGCAUAAUUCAGAUGUACAAGAACCACUUGUACUUUUAUACAGAGUUGUAAUGUUUUAUAUGUGUAUGGUGCAAAGAGAAAAUUGGAUCAAAUAAACCUGCAGUUGGUCUCCUGAAUGCAAACAAAAGUGCUUUGAGAGAGGGCCGAGGGCUGUUUCACAAAUGUUUGCUCCCUGCUGUAACCACCUGUGCACUACUGUGAUUUCUAAAACUUAGAGCCAUGUCUGUUCCAACACCUAUGUUAAACAGUUGGCAGGAAAUAGUUGUGAAACUUCAUUGGAAGUGGUGUCUUGUGAGAUCAAGGCUACUGGGAGCUUAAUCUUAAUGCCAGUAUGCCAAGCAAAUGUCUGUUCCUUUUAAGAGAGUUUUAUUUGGAACAUCAUGUUUUCUUUGUUCCUUGAACUGCGUAAGCAUUUUAGCAGUCCUGCGACUCCUCAGCAGAAAUGACUGCAAACAAGUUUAAGGGGAAACACACACACCAGUGACAAAAAUGAUUUUGCAAUUUUUAUUGGAGAGCAGCAUCCAUGCUCUUUGCUCCAAUUCAUUUGCAUUCAAGAUUCCACUUUCCCUUUCUUGGAGCAUUUUUCCCCUCACUGUGUUGAUAAGUGCUGAAAAAGGCAAGUUCAGUAUUACUGCAGUGAAGCUCAUCUCUUAUCUGCACUGGAUGGACUUAAUUUUAAUAUCCAUUGCUGUUGAAACUGGAGCCAGUCGCAUUACAUCACUUGGCAUCUCCUGUAGGGUUGGUUUCUUGUAUCAACUGUGUUACCUGCUUUACACUUUAUAGACCUGUUAUACAAUGAAUAUAGACACAGCUUUCUAUGCAUGUUUCCUUCCCCUGUAACACCUGAGAAGUCUUCUCAUUACUGCACCAAUAGCAUUUUUUUAACUCAUUGUGGUGUACAUUUAAUUUAAAAACGAUUUGCAAUGUAUCAUGCCUGUUGCUGAAGUUGCUAUGGCAUUUUAGUUUUACAAUGGUACUUUAGCUGUUGAGUGCAGGUUACAACCUAUAUUGUCGAUAUGCCUAUGGCUUCUUUAGGAAUAUCUUUUAUAUUUAUUUAAGAAAUUUUAAAUUAUGUUUUAUGUCAUUUGGCAAUAUUCAGCCAGUUCUGCUCACUUCUUGUCAUGGAUAAAAUUGGGUCCUAUCUGCCUUUUAAGGAGGCAGCUUUAUAAAUUGGCACUUUAAAACAGGCCAUAUAUAUUUACUAGUAAAUGAAUAAUGCAUACAAAUGCAAUACAAAGCAAUGAAUUUCAGAUAUUGCAAUGAAGGAACUGCUAAUAUGAAUGAAAUGUGUUGUGUACAAUUAUGGAAUGCUUUGGGUUCUAAUUAAUCAGCCAGCUUUAGUUUGUUUUUAAAGACUAACUCAAUGAAGCAUCAAAAUGUUGAUGAUCUUGCAGUUGUUUGCUUGCAAGGACUGUAAUAGUAUUUACUAUUUCGCACAGAAUGCCAUCAACCAAGUGUAGAAUUGGGGGGCCAUUUUUAACAGGGGGAGGCAUAAGGAAUAAUUGUUCCAUUUUUUUGCAUUCAGGAACUUGUGGUUAUUGUUCAUCCUGCAGUUUCCAUACCUUGUAA
Messenger RNA from Alligator sinensis (Chinese alligator), 3632 nucleotides. RefSeq names its product SERTA domain containing 2 (gene SERTAD2). Lineage: Eukaryota; Metazoa; Chordata; Crocodylia; Alligatoridae. Gene Ontology annotation, cellular component: nucleus. The transcript has 2 exons. Gene Ontology annotation, molecular function: transcription regulator activity. The record is from RefSeq and is a predicted model, not a curated record. The coding region runs from base 452 to 1408 and encodes 318 amino acids.